This is a messenger RNA of Nezara viridula (southern green stink bug), 736 nucleotides long. The record is from the annotation of a GenBank genome assembly. NCBI's taxonomy places the organism in Eukaryota, Metazoa, Arthropoda, Insecta, Hemiptera, Pentatomidae.
AUGCGACUCGGAUGUGCCAAGGUUCUAAAGUCCAUUCAACAUCCUUGUUCAUCACAACUGCCAACAAGUUUGACUCGAGGUAAAACUUCUUCGUUAUUGAAGUAUCCUGCUGUUUCUUCUGUAUCAUGUCUUAACUUCCAUAAAAUAUCAAAUGAAAAACGAAUUGCCCCUUCAGAACCCAAGGUAAAACUGACUGAUGCAGUACGACAUUUUUCCAUAACCCAACCUAAACUUUCUGGACAUGGUGACCAUUCCAAACUGUGGGUCUAUGAACGAUAUGUGUCAGCAGCAUUACUGGGUAUUGUUCCUCUUGGUUUAAUGAUGCCGAACAUACUCUUUGAUCUCUUGAUUGCAGUAGCCAGUGUCAUGCAUAUGCAUUGGGGUAUUGAAGCUAUUGUUAUAGACUACAUCCGCCCAAUCAUUUUUGGUAAUUUGAUAUCAAAAUUAGCGGUCUACUUUGUCUAUCUCCUUUCAAUAUUUACCUUGGUUGGUCUUUUGAAUCUUACUUUCAACAAUUGUGGCCUUGCUAAUAGCAUCAAGCUUCUUUGGAGAAUAAACAAACAAGAAUAGAAGUAAUAUUUAACUCAAGAGUAAUCAAUAUAUACAUAAUGAAAACUUUUUUUUUUCCUUUUUCGAUAUUAUAAUAUUUAUUUAUUUUUUCCUGUACAAAUAAUUUAUUUAAUGUGGCUGUUUUAAAAUUGUUGUAAAUAAAGUUGUUUUGCUUAAAUACUUGAAA